AUGCCCGCCGUGCGCUCUCGGCUGGGAUGUGACGAGUGCCGGCGACGGCGCCGCAAGUGCGACGAGGCCAAGCCGGCCUGCGGGCCGUGCACGGGCGCUCGCCGAAGCUGCCGGUACACGCUCAAGAUUGUCCGGGGCGCGUCGACAUUUGCUGCACGCCGGCCGUCUGCGCCGCGGGGAUGGACACGCCACGACAGAAACGACAGGAGUGACAGCCACGACAGCCACGACAGACUCGACCGCCACGACACCGACACUGUGCCUCCCCCCGUCGGCCCGCUGGUGCUCGUCCGCCUGCCCAACGGCGUCCCCCUCGCGCCGCCGUACCAGCGCCUGCUCGACUACUUUGCGCGCGACGUGCUCGCCUCGCUGUCCGUGCACCCGGCCAUCCACCGCGACCUGGCCCAGGGCCUCGUGCCGGCCAUGCUGCGCGCGCCCCACCUGCUGUCGGCGGGCCUGGCGCUGGCGGCCACGGGGCUGGCGUCGCGGGGGCGCGCGGACGUGGGCGGGGUCGGCCUGCCGCGCGUCAUGCAGCACCUGCAGACGGCGGGCCUGGCGCUGCUGCGGCAGGCCCUGGAGCGGAAUGCAGGCGGCCGUGGCGAUCGGGCGACGGAUGGUGAUGGUGAUGGUGGCCGGGGCGACGGCGGCCUGGACCUCGUGGCGACGUGUCUGCUGUGGUGCCUCGCGGACGUCUUUGCCGCCGAUGUUUCCUUGCCGUCGUCGUCGUCGUCCUCCUCCUCUUGGCGCAUCCACCUCCACGGCAUCGAGGCGCUGCUGGGCGGCGCGCGGGCUCUGGAUGCGUUUGUGACGCGAGGCCAGCGCGGCGCCGACGACACGUCGGCGCCGUCGUCAUCCUCGCGCUCCGCCAUGGGCCACCUGCAUCAGCUGUACCGGUCACUGCAGACGCUGCCGCACAUCACACGACGGCAGGGCGGCGGCGGGACGGCCGAGAUGAGCAAACCAGGUGUGGGCGCGUCCAUUGUGGUUGAGCUGGACACAGCACUACCCAAAGCCCCCGGCUGGCCGCGCAUCGACGGCUUCCUCGGCUACAGCGAGGAGCUGCUGGACAUUCUGCAACAGCUCGAGGGGAUUGCGUCUACGCUGCCGGCUAUGGAUGACUGGGAUGACAACACCGACGGCUACACCAAUGACUACGCCACCGACGACCUGCUGGCCGCGCCGCAUCUCACAGACGCGACGCGUGCCGCCGCCGCGGACCUGCUCGCCCGGGCGCAUGCACAGGCGCUUGUGCUGGAUGACGGUACCAGGUCGACCGAGCCAGAAGGACCACCGUGCACAGCACCACCAGACGAAGUACCACCAGCACCACCGCGCGUCGCCCACAUCCCUGCGCCCGCACUCACCGCCGCCGCCGCCCGCGAGCUGGCCCUCUGCCACGGCUGCUUCCAGCAGGCCACCCUGAUCCACAUCUACCGCCGGCUGUUCCGCCUGCCGUCGCGUGCGCCGCGCAUCCAGCAGGCGGCGGCGCAGAUCCGGCGCAUGGCCGGGCAGAUGCGGCAGGGGGCGCCGUGCAGCGCGUGGGUGGCCAUGGCGCUGCCGCUGUUUACGGCGGGCUGCGAGGCGUACACGCCGGCGGCGCAGGCGUGGGCGCACGCGGCGCUGGCGGCGUUUGCGGCGAGCAUCGGGUCGCGGCACGUGCAGCUGCUGCGGCGGGCGCUCGAGGACCUGGGGCGGCUGCGGGCGCGGCGGGGCGACACGGACGGGCGGCUGUGUGCCGGGCCUCUCUUGGAGGAACUCAACUACAACAUUAUUUUGUUUUGA
This is a messenger RNA of Sporothrix brasiliensis 5110, 1782 nucleotides long. RefSeq lists its product as uncharacterized. NCBI's taxonomy places the organism in Eukaryota, Fungi, Ascomycota, Sordariomycetes, Ophiostomatales, Ophiostomataceae. Gene Ontology annotation, cellular component: nucleus. The transcript is spliced from 2 exons. Gene Ontology annotation, biological process: positive regulation of transcription by RNA polymerase II. Bases 1 to 1782 code for a protein of 593 amino acids. Gene Ontology annotation, molecular function: DNA-binding transcription factor activity, RNA polymerase II-specific; transcription cis-regulatory region binding; zinc ion binding. The record is from RefSeq and is a predicted model, not a curated record.